Strongylocentrotus purpuratus (purple sea urchin) is the source of this 1043-nucleotide messenger RNA. RefSeq lists its product as uncharacterized. The transcript is spliced from 3 exons. The record is from RefSeq and is a predicted model, not a curated record. NCBI's taxonomy places the organism in Eukaryota, Metazoa, Echinodermata, Echinoidea, Camarodonta, Strongylocentrotidae. The coding region runs from base 94 to 576 and encodes 160 amino acids.
GACAGCAAACGCUCCUCAUCAAGUCGUAUUCUUAUCGAAGAGUUCGAACCAGUCAAGAGUGAAGUAAGCCGGCCGACAGGGAGAGGGGAUGCUAUGGUGUCCCCAACGAGUAUGAUUGAAGAUAUCACAUUAUCCGAAGGCCCUGCUAAAGAGGAGAAAAGCUUUGAUCAACUCAAGGCAGAGUUCAGCGACAUGGAGACGAGGUUGCCGAGAAGCUGGCAGCUGAAAGAGCAGUUCAGUGCUGCACCCAGAGGCUCCCUGGGGGAGGAGGUUGCCACAUCAGUGCAAGAAGCUGCACCAAGCAGACCUCUUGUGGAGGAGCUGGGGCCUGUGAGUGAUGGUGCAGCGAGGGGCUCACUGGGGCAGGAGGAGGCCGAUGAGGAGAGUGAAAUGAUCAAAGAGAGAAAAGGAGAUGAAUACCUCACUUCUGAACAAGAGAAGCAGAAGGAGAUUGAGCAGAAGAUUUGGGAGCUGGCAGCCAACGCAGGAUCGACAUUGGACAGGAAUGAGACGGGCGGUCUCAACAGCGAACUUAUGAGAACACUCAGGUCAAAAUACCAGGGCAUGGGGCCUUAAGGUGUCACCAUUGAUAAGAGGCUGCAGGCCGAGUCUGUCCAGGUACUGGCUCUAUUACCAAGAUAGCAUUGUUUUUAAUCUGGGGCCCAUUUUUUUUAAAGAUUUGAUAUUAAUCGCAGCUUAUUUGCGAUUGAUUCAAAUCGCAACUAUGAACAUAAGAGAUAGGAGACUGCAAACUUGCGAUUUAUUAGAGGACUUGCGAUUGAUUUGGAUCAAUCUGAACUCUUUGUAAGAGGGCCCAGGUAUAGAUUUUGAAAGACAUUAAAGAUAGAUGAAAGAUACUGCAAGAUAUUGAAGAUACACAUCAGUGACAGCAGACGUUGGUAUCACUGGUUCAGGUUCCGGAACCAAGUCUGAACCUUUAGGAUGUGUGUCCCCAUGGAAGAGUGCUCCAGAAAUCAGAAUGUCAGCAUGCAUUAAUUUGUACCAGUGGUGAAGAGACUGUAAUCCAGUACCUUGGGGGGGGG